AUGAAGUUUUUCGCAACGCUUAUCCGUAAGUAUACAGAGACUCGGGACGAAUUCCUCACUAACCCAGACACAGCUCGGCAGUGGCAGCAGAGAAUGGGUCGCUCUGUACUCGCAAUGCUGCCCCCGUGCAACUUUCUCACGUUGCAUUAUGCAUAUUUCAUUGUCACCGGCCUCGUGGCCAGCAUCAUCUUCUAUCUAACCUCAACCCCAUGGCGCAGCGUGGCAUACAUUGACUCGCUAUUCAUGUGCGUCAGCGCUAUGACGGGCGCGGGGCUGAACACGGUGGACUUGUCAACCCUGAACAAUUUCCAGCAAGCAAUUUUAUUCAUGAUGCUGAUCAUGGGCCAUGCCGUGUUGAUCUCCCUGACGGUAUUGCUGGUCCGAAAGCAAGCCUUCGAGGCAAAGUUCAAGGGUGUCUCCGAUGAGCGCAAGCAAGCAGCUUCUCGCGGCCAAUCGGUCAUCGAAUUACAGGGAGAUCGAGAUGCGGUCCCCGGCAGCACGGGAAUUGAUCUCGAACUCGAGCAGGGCUGUAAGCCACGAUCCAAAGCUGCGGUCGUGGUUCAAGAGGCCUCGGGGAGCUCAACGCCCCGGGAAGACCGAUGGGUGGACGAUGAUCAGAUCACGGUGGGAGACGCGACCCGCCAUCAUCAUCACCGUGUCUUUCCCAUGGCUGGCAUUGGUGCCAGGCCAGAUCUCAACAAUCAUCCUCGAGAUGCAGUGCCCAAUGUGCUGCUCGAGGACAAGGACUCGGUGUCUGGUUUCAAGGGCAUUCUGCGUGGCACCCAAAAAUUCACCAAGGGUCUCGUGUCCCGCAACUCUCAGUUCCAUGAUCUCACACCUGCCGAGCGCGACGAGUUAGGCGGAGUGGAGUACAAGGCUAUCUCGUUCUUGUCGGUGGUUGUCUUUCUCUAUUGGGCGCUCUUCCUCCUAUGCGGCAUCGUGGGCAUGGGUGGUUUCCUGGAAGCCAAUCGUCCAGACGUGACACGCUCUAAUGGUCUUUCUCCCUUCUGGACGGGUGCUUUCUUUGCUGUUUCGGCUUUCGUGAACAGUGGCAUGUCGCUGCUGGAUGCUAACAUGACUGCUCUGCAGCUCAAUGCUUAUCCACUGUUGACUAUGGGAUUGCUGAUUCUCGCGGGAAAUACUCUUUACCCAUGUUUCCUUCGGUUCAUCAUCUGGAUCAUGCGGGUCAUGCUUCCAGAUCGGCCAAGGUGGCAGUCAUGGCGCGUCACACUGGACUUUAUUCUAGAACACCCUCGGAGGGUAUACACGAAUCUUUUCCCUGCUCGACACACUUGGUAUCUGCUAGGCACCAUUAUCAUCCUGAACGGCAUUGACUGGGCGGGUUUCGAGCUGCUAUCCAUUGGCAAUAAGGACAUUGAAAGUCUUCCAACAGAGUACCGCGUACUAGACGGACUUUUCCAAGCCCUGGCGGUGCGCGCCGGUGGUUUCUACGUGGUUACAAUCGCCAAUCUUCGCCAGGGCCUCCUGGUUCUUUAUGUGCUCAUGAUGUACGUCUCUGCGUACCCAGUUACAUUGACCAUGCGCAACACGAACAUCUACGAAGAACGCUCGCUAGGCAUUUACGCACACGACGAAUCUUCAGACUCACCGGCAAACACAAGCCGGAGCAAUGUUCUGAUGGACCUCAUCCGUCACCACCUAGGUCGACCAGGCCCCCACGAGACCUCCCGCGGCUACUUCGUGCAUCAGCAGCUUCGCUCUCAACUCAGUCAUGACCUAUGGUGGAUUGCACUGGCUGUGUUAUUCAUCGCGAUCCGCGAGUCAGACCAUUAUGAGAACCAGCCUGUUGCUUUCUCGACCUUCAACAUCAUCUUCGAGGUGGUUUCGGCGUAUGGCUGCGUUGGAGUCAGUCUGGGAUUCCCAGGCAAGAAUUACUCAUUCUGCGGAGCUUGGCAUCUUAUCAGCAAGUUGAUCCUUGUUGCAGUGACCCUGCGUGGACGGCAUCGUGGGUUGCCGGUUGCUAUUGACAAGGCGGUGAUGCUGCCCAGUGAGUCGUUGGCUUGGGCAGAGGAGGAAGAUGCUGCUUUGCGCAGGGACAGGUCUAGGGCUUGGGCUCAAGAGCGUGGACCCGUUGGGUGUGUUUAG
Molecule: messenger RNA, 2106 nt
Organism: Penicillium olsonii
Lineage: Eukaryota; Fungi; Ascomycota; Eurotiomycetes; Eurotiales; Aspergillaceae
Source: the annotation of a GenBank genome assembly